AAAUUACGUGUUCUUACGUCACACGUAAGGUCGGGAGGAAAGAAGCAUGGCCGCUGUACUGAGAGGGUCUCGGUUCCUGUUUGGGAGGUGUUGCAAGCAUGUUGAUUUUGUGUUUGUCUCUACAAGGUCCAUGGCCUCUAAGACACAAGUGGGGUUUGUUGGUCUGGGAAAUAUGGGAAACCCAAUGGCAAAGAACUUGCUGAAGCACGGAUACCCAGUCAUUGCUACAGACGUGUUCCCAGAGUCCUGCAAGGAAGUACAAGAGCUGGGUGCUCAGGUUGUGGAUAAUCCUGCGGAGGUAGCAGACAAAGCUGACCGAAUUAUCACCAUGCUACCCUCUAGUCCCAAUGUCAUAGAUGCUUACACUGGACCCAAUGGCAUUCUCAAAAAGGUAAAGAAAGGCUCACUCCUCAUUGACUCCAGCACCAUUGAUCCAGCUGUCUCAAAAGAGAUGGCUGCUGCUGCAGAGAAGAUGGGGACGGUUUUUAUGGAUGCGCCUGUAUCAGGAGGUGUGGGUGCUGCAAAUUCGGGUAAACUGACUUUUAUGGUUGGCGGAGCAGAGGAGGAAUUUACUGCAGCCAAAGAGCUACUCAGCUGCAUGGGAGCCAAUGUGGUGUACUGCGGUCAAGUAGGAACCGGACAGGCUGCUAAAAUUUGUAACAAUAUGCUCCUAGCCAUUGGGAUGAUUGGGACUUCAGAGACAAUGAACUUGGGAAUCAGACUUGGUCUUGACCCUAAACUUUUGGCCAAAAUCCUCAAUAUGAGUUCAGGCCGGUGUUGGUCUAGUGACACCUACAACCCUGUGCCUGGAGUCAUGGAGGGAGUGCCCUCCGCCAACGACUACCAGGGAGGCUUCGGCACCCAGCUCAUGGCUAAGGACUUGGGCCUUGCACAGAACACGGCCACCAACACAAAGACUCCUGUCCCCCUUGGCUCUUUAGCCCAUCAAAUCUACCGGAUGAUGUGUGCACGCGGUUAUGCCCAGAAAGAUUUCUCCUCCGUUUUCCAGUUCCUGCGUGAGGAGGAGGGCCAGUAAUGUCAGCCUGCACCCCGUCAACCUGGCCCUGCAGGACUAACGUAGAGCAGGGUGCAUUUCACCCUGGAGGACUUUUAUUUUUUUCCAAAGUUGUGACAGACAUGAAGCCCCAACACGGCCAGACACAUCACGUGAGCUCCUCUCUCUUAUUGGAAGUCGUGUUUCCUGUGUUAUCUUGUUUUUUUUAAAUAAAUCACUCCUCUCAGUUUUAGAAACAAGUGAAUGGUGAGAUUUGCAGAGGAUCCAGGAGAUAAAUAUGUGGCGAAUCUGAAUUAAAGUGCAAAGAGCAUAGUGGGAUCUGUGGUGGUAAGACGUCAGCUCAUCAGUCUUGUUCCUCAAUAAUCAGCAUCUGUAAAUAGUUUAGUCCUCACAUUUAUCUAAUAUUUGAUCAUUAUCGUGUCUUUUGUUCAUGUGUGUGAUUUCCUUUAACAAUGGAAAAUGUUAGUUUUGGUUUGGGGGGAAAUGUCACAUCCUGCUAGGAAAUAAAGACAAAUGAUGCC
Monopterus albus (swamp eel) is the source of this 1536-nucleotide messenger RNA. It is a transcript of the gene hibadhb, whose product is annotated as 3-hydroxyisobutyrate dehydrogenase b. The transcript is spliced from 8 exons. Bases 47 to 1036 code for a protein of 329 amino acids. The record is from RefSeq and is a predicted model, not a curated record. Gene Ontology annotation, cellular component: mitochondrion. Gene Ontology annotation, biological process: L-valine catabolic process. Gene Ontology annotation, molecular function: NADP binding; NAD binding; 3-hydroxyisobutyrate dehydrogenase activity. Lineage: Eukaryota; Metazoa; Chordata; Actinopteri; Synbranchiformes; Synbranchidae.